Chondrus crispus (carragheen) is the source of this 261-nucleotide messenger RNA. RefSeq lists its product as hypothetical. Bases 1 to 261 code for a protein of 86 amino acids. The record is from RefSeq and is a predicted model, not a curated record. The transcript has a single exon. Lineage: Eukaryota; Rhodophyta; Florideophyceae; Gigartinales; Gigartinaceae.
AUGCUAGAUAUUGGCAAAUAUUUAACUUGCUUUCGUCUUUCGGCAUUCAGGUUUGAAGGCUUGAAAACUCACACGAAGACAUAUAUAUCGAUUGGUAUUGGAUACCAUGAAUGCGCCCUGCAGUGCAGCUUGCUUUACUGGCGCAAGGACGGUUAUCUGGACGGAUCGUGGCCUUCAAGACAGGGCCGAGAGGAGUUUGUUGCAAGAUAUCAUAUGCCCCUUUCAGAAAAUUCUCGCUUUCAUCUCUCCCGAGCGUCAUGA